Molecule: messenger RNA, 21677 nt
Organism: Pocillopora meandrina
Lineage: Eukaryota; Metazoa; Cnidaria; Anthozoa; Scleractinia; Pocilloporidae
Source: the annotation of a GenBank genome assembly
AUGAGACAAUUCUUCCUUUCCUGUGAAAAUUACGUACUCAGCCGUAAUUAUCCCAUUCAGAAUCUUCUUGCUGUGUUUUGUAAUUGUUUUUUUGUUUUUUGUUUGUUUAUUUAUUUCUUGGCCGAACAGAAUUUAAAUGUGAAGUAGAAGAAAUGUUUUAUAGUCCAAGAUCAAGUGUUUUAAAAAGCUUGUGGCCAAAAUUUGACUCAUGAAGUGACACACAUUGAAAGACUGAUCUGUGCGUCAGUCCUCUGAUACCUUGAGGUACUUCAAGAUUUUCAAUGGGGUGUUGGCUUUUACGGCUAAUGGUUAAACUUUUGGUCAAUUUACGGCUCACGGUCAAUAUAUUUGCACCGUGAUCACCUGAAAUUUUCUUUAAAUCUAAAUUUAUUUUUCCGUCUAACAAUCAAAUUUUCUCAAUUUUUUUACGCCUGAGGGCAAAUCUUAUCGGGCGUCAGCGGUUUACCCCAUUGAGAUCCCCUACUUCUCACGUGCGUCGCAGGUACCAUGUUUGGCCAAAAGUGUUUAUUCUGAAGUAAAUAUGAAAAAUAUUACCUCAACAUCAUUGGGAAAUUGCAUGCAUGUUUAGACGCCAACGUUCGUCUCGUCAAGGGAAGGGUGGGAAUUAAGCCAUAGAACGCAAUAACCGACGUAAGGGGACACCUGGGAGAGCAAAUUUGUAACAAACGAAACUGCUGUAAAGCUGACGAGAAGAUUUUUCAUUCAUGCAUGAGCUCUUUGCAUUUCUUCAGUAACACCUGCUAUAGAGCAGGACCCAAAAGCCAAUCCGGUCAAAGAGGGAGAAAACUUGACCCUAUUUUGCAACGCUUCUGGAAGCUCUUUGAAGAUAUCAUGGGAAAAAAAUGGAUCUGGUAUAAAUCCCAGUGAGGAUUUGAGAAUCCUUUUGUCAAGGGACAACGUACAGCUGACAAUAGUUAAUGUGAGUAGGAAAGACAACGGAGCCUACCAGUGUGUGGCGAGCAACGAGGUUGGAGUUGCUACCGCCAAUGCUGCCCUAGUGAAUGUUCAAUGUGAGUACAAGUAUGGUUUAACGAGUUAUUGCGAUAUGUCAAUAUAUUGAAAAGAUAUGUUUGGCCUGAGAAGCAGCAAACAUAUUUAAUAUGUAUUUAAUAUGUAUAUAAGUGUAUAUGUAAAUAUUUAACCUUCAAGGGUGAUUGACCUGUUUGGGCAAAUCUUUCAUUACUUUGACUUUAAUGUGCCACAGCAGAGUUCUUUCAAAUCGAACAAGCAGCUGAUUGUCAUGAGGAUUUUUUACUCUCAUUUUGCAUGAUGCUUAGUUUUCCAGAGGUUGUAGUGCUUUAUAGGCAUUUCAGGGUUCUGGAUUCGAAUCUUUUUAACGCCCAAUUUUUACGCCCGAUAUUUUUGCAACUGCCAACUUAGACUGAAUAAAUGGCAACGGUUGUUACUUUAUCGGAACGAAAUAAUCCUUAAAGCAAAAUUGUAAACUAUAUGUCGUUUUGUUAGUUUAGAAAAAAAAAUCACUAUUGUUGAUGAUUGCAGACCUGUUUAUAUAGGCGUUGAUGUUUUGAGUGUUGAAGGAAAAAGGUUGAUUUUGUGUUGUUCACUUAGCUUUAACUUAGAUCACAGCUGCAUAGUUAUGGAAGUACACUAUCCUUGACUUGAAGUGACAAGUGGUGCAAUAUUUUGUGAAUACGUUUAAAUUACAGUGACUUGCAAUUCUUAUGGGUUUAUUUAUUCAUUUUGUUAUGCUUUUUUUUAUAUAUCAGUUGGGCCUGAAAUCUCCGAACCUCCAAUUGAUAACACGAAAAUGGAAGGACAAACUGUUGUAUUCAGUUGCUUGGUGGCUGGAUACCCUACACCUGCGGUUGCUUGGACAAAGAAUGGCGUCAAAUUAAAUGUAACAGCAAAUUUACGACUAAGUGUCUCUUCCAAGGACGGAAAUCACACUUUGAAUAUAACAGAUGUUCAAAAGUCAGAUGCAGGACAAUAUAGAUGUGUCGCUAAAAACAGUUUGCAGACCUCAGAGUCAUCUCCUUCGACUCUUACAGUGCAAUGUGAGUCUAACAGUAGUUUAUCUUUGAAGUAUUGGAGUACUGAAUGUUUAAUUGUGUCUUUUGCGUUGUUGUCCUCAAAUAACAUAUUAGCAGGUUUUUUUAAAGCCAGUCAACCUCUGGUGGUACAUUGCUAAGGAUUUUAAAACGGACCAAAAUGAGUUGACAUCUGGGUGAUAAUUGAUCGUGCGAGUCUUCCCCAGUCGCCUUCAGCUCACAUAUCCUCUUUUCCACCUUCUCAGUUCAUCUGUUUAUAAAGGACGUAGGCAAGAUACUGUUAUUUCGCAUCUAACUCUAACUGUAAAAUUGAGUAUUAAGGAAAAGUGGUUUUACAACAUUUUAUUAAAUUUCAGUUGCACCAGAGGUGACAAUUGAAGGAGAUCAAAUACAUUAUGUAGCCAACAGCACAAAUUUACUGCUUACGUGCUGGUUUAACGCCUUGCCUCCCGCCUCUGAAGUGCAGUGGCUAAAUAAUGGGAACAUGAUUGCAUCAACCCUCACUGUUCCCUCAAAUGGGCCAGGAGCGACUAUUCCACAUCAUAAUGAAAGCCAAGCUCAGUUGUUAAUUACCACAAUUUCCCCACAAGAUGCUGGAAAUUAUACUUGUAAUGUCACAAAUGUUGGUGGUAGUUCCUUGAAUUGGACAUCGAUUAUUGUUCAAGGUAUGUUCUGUUACGAAUGAACACAAAAAUACAAUUUCCCAAAGCAAUCACUCGGCGUUAAUUAUCUCAUUUAGGAUCAAAAAUCACCUAUCCACUGAAGAGAUUUGCAUUAUUUGUUUUUUCGUUGGUUGGUUUGUUUGUUUUUGCUGGAUUUUGUUUUUGCUUUGGUAUUUGUUUUCGGUUUUCUUGGUCGUUAAGGACCGAGACGAAGAGCUCGAUCUUUAAGGUCAAGGAGCCUUUGAGUUGUGUAAAAAUCAUAUUUUUUGCAAUCCCUCUGACCUCAAUCUGACUCAGAAAAUAACAUGUAUCGAGUCUUCCUGGCAAAUCCUCUGUAAAAUGUCGUACUAAUGUUAAAAUAGUGGCGUCGUCAUUAUUGGUUUAGUCUCUGGCGAAAAGAUAUAGUGCUUUACAUUCCUACAUUUUGGACUCCAACUGGUGCCUAGUUAUGUGGGUUGGAACCGGCUCGAGAAAAUUUAUAUAACCUGUUUGGAUACGGAAAAAAACGAAUAAUAGAUAAACUUCAUAAGUUUAAAAUACUUGUUUGCAUUUCUACAGUGACGCCUGCCAUUGAGACGCACCCACAAGCUGAUCUGGUCAAAGAAGGAGAGAACUUGACUCUCUUUUGCAACGCUACAGGAAGCUCUUUGACAAUAUCAUGGACGAAAAAUGGAUCUGCUAUAAAUCCAGAUAAGGAUGUAUGGAUGCGUUUGUCAACAGACAACGAGCAGCUGGCAAUAACGAACGUGAGCAGAAAAGACAACGGAGCAUACCGGUGUGUGGCGAGCAACAAUGUUGGGGAUGCUACCUCCAAUGCCGCCAUAGUGACUGUUCGAUGUGAGUUUAACUAUGCUUUACGAUACAACUUAGAUAUAAAUUGUUGUGUAUUUAACAUUCAUCUUUGGUAAAAAAAUUUUAAGGAACGUCGGUUUCAUUUGUUUUCUUAUUUGAUACAGUGCUCUAACCAACAGGUCGCACUACAUCUUUUAAAUUAUGUCUGAUUUUGUAAAGACUCAUAAUUUAAUUUUUAUUAUUUAUAUUUACAGUUGCUCCUGAAAUCUCUCAAUCUCCACGUGAUACCACGGAAGUGGAAGGACAAACUGCUGUGUUCAAUUGCAUAGUAGCAGGAUACCCUACACCUGAUGCUGCUUGGACAAAGAAUGAAGCGGAAUUGAAUGUGGCUGCAGAUGCGCGACUUAAUAUAUCUUUCAAUGAUGGAAACCACCAAUUGACUAUAUCAAAUGUCCAGCAAUUAGAUGCAGGUCAAUACAGAUGUGUGGCUAAUAACAGUUUGGAUACUGCGACUUCAUCUCCAGCGACCUUAACAGUGCAUUGUAAGUAAGAGAUAUUUCAGUGAAGCUUGCGAGUGUUGAAUCUUCCUUUAUUUGUUUUGUUUUGUUUAAUUGAGCCGUACCCUCUUCCGCAAGGUGAAACGGAAGUGUCUAAGAAAACUGACACUAAUCGCGUUCUAUGGCGUCAUUAUAAUCUAUGCAAAAUGGUGUAACUUGUUAUUAUUUUUUACGUGCUAGCGAGAAAGGUAAUCGAAGUAAACAACAAUUCAAAUGAAUUCAUUUUCCAUAGUUUCGGGCAAAUUUGCAAUUCAGUGUCCGCCUUCAAUUAUAUACUUAGCUUUAAGGAUAUAGAAAAAUAUUCGGGGAUAUUGGGUGUAGAGUAAGAACAGGACGUUGUUUGAUUGGCAUCGUGCUUACGAAACCAGAUUUUAAUGUUUAAGCGGUUUUUCAGUGCCACGGUCGUCUAAGAAAGUUGGAUCAUUGCCGCAGAAUCUCAAGGUUUUACGGAUUUCUUUAAAAGAUAGCUACGCUGCACGUGUGAAGAAAGAGCGACUCUUUUCUCAGUAGAAAAAAAUCGCUGGAAGAAACAACUAGUUUUAAUUUAUUAGCUUCGCAGCACCGUUCGCAAAGAGACCGAAAGUUGAAGGCGGACAAUCCUCUUGGCGCAAGACCAUUGAGAUAGAGCACCUGGUCUUCCAUGAGAGCUUUAACGGGCGGCACAAUAAAUGUAGUGAACGGUUUCUUAUAGAGAAGAGAGGCGAUCGAUAUCUGGCGCGGCUUGAUAUAUUGAAGAUUUUCCAUAGCCAAUUAGAAACGAAACGGAGACGUCGUAAUCUUCAAAAAACACAUCUAUGGUUGUCUGCUGUUCUUCUUGAAAUGUCUCUAUCUCAAAAGUCGCGGAAACUGGUCUUCAAACCUCGUCGUAGGUCUCCCUUAUUCGUAAAGUCGACCGUGAAAGCACUCUAAUCACCAGUUAUGAUAAUUUUGAAAGAAAACCACCAACUCUAGCCAUUCAGAAUUCAAGAAAGAAUCGACAAAAAGGGUUUACUAAUUAAAAGCCAUUAUAUGUUUUCUUGCACAAGAAUGACAUCAUAGAACAAGUUUAGUGUCAGGUUUUCGUAGACGUUCCCACGCUUCCAUUUCACAAUCUCGGGGGGAGGGGGGGUGUGAAGGGUAUGGUUACACGCAGGCUACCAUAAGUACUUUAGAUCAUUCUUUUACAGACCUUACUAAUUUCUGUGGUAUGCGAAUAUGCUCUGGAUUUGACUUUCACUACUUAGCGACUUAAUUCAAACUGUUAAAUAGUACCUCGAUGGAUGAAUGUUUAUGUCUGCCAUUGGCACACCAUUUCGUCACCACCACCCCCCUCUCUGACGAUUUAUCCCCACUCCGUCACCUGAACCCACCAAACCCCCCACAUAAAAAAUCCCACCCAUCCCCAUCAGACCCCCUCACCAACUCAUCACCACCACAUUAAAUUAUCCCAAACUUGAGGUGGCUCCAAAGAUCCCCAAACCUCCAUCACUUAUUUUUUGUCAAAGCAUUGCAAAAAGAGCGAUUGGAGGAAUUAUGAACUAUGGGUGGGUUUACAUGCUGGAAAUGGAGCUUCGCUAUUAGUGGGAAUAUGGUGAAGAGAAAACAAGAAUGACUUAGUUGAAUGAAAAGCGCUCGUUGAUACCGCACGGAUUAAGAGUGCCGAUUUGAAAGAUGAUUUUUAUUCUAGAGUUUUGCGGCUUAUUGAACUGCCUGUAGUUGGGGAAAGGCCGCAAACUGCCACACCUUCUUCACAGUUCUCAGACUUUGUCGUUUAUGUAGUGACGACUCUGAUUUCUCCGAAUAAUCAGAAACAAUGUGCCAAUUUUUGAUCGAUAAACGUGGUUAUUCUGUUUCUGUCAUUCAAACAGGCCACCACUGCGCCUAACAAAUUGAUCGACAGUCAGCACUACAAACGGCUGCGAAGGAAAAUACUGAUCGCAUCCCAUUCACUCUCACAUUUCACCCUCACAACCAAGCAGUUAAAUCUAUCAUUCUUUAAAAACUUUAAAUUACUAAUUCGCUAAAUUACUCAUUCGCUAAUUUCAUUCAAACGUGACAAAAACGGCAUAGGCAACUUUUUGGUCAGAGGUUCAUUUCAAACCAAUGACCAACCUGGUGCAAAACUUGUCCGCGCCGUAGAAUGAAAUGACGAGGACGUAUCCGAAGCAAUCGCUAGACACUUAAAUCUCCCUUAUCAUUCUAAACAGCAUAUGGCGGUUUGCGGCCUUUCUCCGCAUCUAGACAGUUCGGGAAGCCGCAAAACACUAGAAUAAAUUUUUAUCUGUAAAAUCGGCACUUUUAAUCCCCACGGUAUCAAAGAGCACCUUUCAUUGAACUAAGUUAUUCUUAAACGACUGUGAAUAUAUGAAAGUCAUAUAUUUGAACUGCGGAUAAAGGCGUGAAUAUGAAAGCGAUCUUCGCAGUAACGAACACUACUUGAGCAGUGGUGAAAAUAAGGCCUGAAUAGCGUAGCUCCAUUUUCAGCAUAUAAACCCACAUACAACUCACAAUUCCUCCAAUCGCCAUACCGAUGUGUCGCUGAAAACAGCUUUAGAAAUAAUACCUCAUAUGCAGCCACACUGGAGGUGCAAUGUAAGCAAAUUGUAUUUUCUAAAAUAUUGAGGAGCUGUAGCUCUCUAACUUCCCGUUGUGCUUUGUGCUUUUCCACAAAAACUAGUGAUUAUUCAGUGCUCUAAACAAAUUGAGAUUGCAUUUUCAUAACCACUGGCAAGUUCCAAGAAAAGAACAUUCUAUUUCAAUUUGUUUAUCGAUGUUUGGAAUCUUUUCCUUCUUGUGCUUGGUUUACCUUUUUGCACGUCAAAUGGUAAAGGCUCGCUCACACAGUUGACUUGCAAGGAGUAUUUGGAGUAUAUUUUGAAUCACGACGGAAAAAUUAAUUAAAUCACUCAUUUUUUUAAGGAUUGAAAUAUCGCUUGAAAGAGUACACAAUAGACAGAGGUAAAAGGAAUCGAUUGACGCGAUUUCUAUCGACGAAUGUCUGUUCAUGUACUUUGUUCAUUUUUUAGAAUUUGUAAAGUUUUUCGUUAACCCAGUUAGGCUGCAGGCUUUGAGAUUCCUCAAGAAAUUUAUUGAUACUAGUUUUUGUGUUUACUGUAUAUAUUGCUAAUGUGCAAGUUGUCCACGAGCUUGUAGUUUUCAGAAUUUACUGACCUUACGAAACAUUGGCUUUUGAUAGCUGCCCGAAAUUUACUCGUGAUAUUUCCAUUAAUAUCCCCUCUUGAGAUAUUGAUCAUAUCCGAUUGUAAAACCUCUGACCGCAGACCGCAAAGCUGCUGUUGUCAUAAAGAUAAUUCUGUUUGUUUUCAAAAAGAAUAGCGACUCUUAGAUAUGGAAUGUUUUGUUUAUUUUGCCUAUAGAUAAUAAGAAAGUUAGUCACUGGGAACAUAUUACGAUAACUGCGAACCAAUGUUUACUCUCUCUUUGUUACAGUUUCGACUAAAACAUUUCACCAUGCUAACUCAAGACGAACGUUUCCAUUUGGUAACGUGAUAUAGCAAUAAACUUCCACUUGGAGUCUGCGACCUCAGUACAUAAAACUCCCUGACUGUCUGUAAUCAGACGCAUUCACCUAUCUUGUGUACUUCGCCGUACAAAUUUCAAAAUCAAGACAGUCCUAAGUGACCUAGUAUCGUCUCAUUUUAUAUCCUGAGUUACUGAAUAUUAAUGAUCGGCCUUGAACUUAAAAAAAUUUUGUUGAUUUGAUUGACUCGUCAUGUCUGUCAAUUUGCCUAUAAUCGGUUGCUUGGCAAAUUUGCAUACCAUUGCAUUUAAAUUUUCCCAAAACGAUAAAUUGACUAUGCUCUUUAAACGGAAGGAACACGCGACAGUUUGAUGCUGAAAUGGUUGUUAGAAUAGCUUUCCUUCUUUUAAUUGCUGUACCUCUUACACAUCAAGGUUAGUUGCCUCAGCUAUGCGAGUACAUUCUAGUUUGUCAGUUCAGGCUGUGACACGUCCGUGUCGUAGUGAUAUGCAAACAUACAAGAUCUCUAGAUUUUAGGCCUUACCAGCCAAUCCAGGGCACUUUUUUAAUCUCUUAUAUAUGUAAGUUUAUAAUGCCAGCUCAUUUUCGACCGAUAUCAGUUUCAAUUAACAAGUUUUCCUUGAUUUAUGACAAAACUUCCGGGUGCUCUGUGAGCUUACACUUGUCCCGCGAUUAAGUGAAUUUGUUUUAUGUAAAGACGUGUGUUAAGUUUCCUUUGCGCCUCUGGUUUAUUCGAUUUGCUCUUCAUAAAUCGAAAGACGAUAAUUUGCACUCAAGCAGUGAGCUAAGCGAGAUCGAUUAGUUAAUACGUUUAAAAGGGGCUCGUCUCAGCUUCAGGUUUUCACAUACAUUCGAAUCAUAACAAACAAUUAAUUCGACUUAUGAUGGUUAGGUAUAUUCAAUCUAAAUUCUUAAGCAAAAAGUGGAGUAAAAAUUGAGAAUUGUUAACAAGUUGAAUCAGGCAUAUUUUAUUGUUUGGUGUAACUAGAGCUCAGCUGUUCACGAUUGAAUGACCCCAAGGAAUUUUGAAUUUCAGCUCUUACGGAUGAUGAAGUUUGUCAAUUUUUUUUACCUCAAGGCUGACUUUUUCUAUUGAAAACUAUUAUAGGGCAGUUAUUAAGGGUACGAGAACUUUCCUUAAUGAAUUGGUAAAUCUAAAGUUUCUUUUGGAAAGCUUUGGGAAAAAAACUAUUGUGCGUGUCGUUUAAAGCGUAACGCACUUUCAAGGCCUUUCGAAAGUCGUGCGUGGUUCAUUCGCCUAUUUUCCUCAUUGAAACAUUCGGUUUUUAAUCUUUACCCAACCUUGCUAUGUUAAGAUUUAGUUUUGAUCAACAAUCGAAAGCCGUAAUUGUAAUGGUCACGACUAGUAAUUAAGAUCUACGGCAAAUUGACUUAGACAUGACUGUGACGUAUGCGAUAAGUACAGCAGUUUCGUUUUUGUCUUUUUUUUUUGUCAUUCUUUUAUGCUGUGUAAUUUAUUCAUUUAAAUGCUUUCUGCAAUAUCCGAUGAAUUUCACUGAGCAACAUUCGGUAAACUUUCCAGAUCCUUUCACUGCUAGAGUUGAUCAACCUGUACUCUCUCUCCUUACAAAUCAACACAUCUUCAAAUGACUAGAUGAUAAAACUUAAGGAAAUAAUGAACUGGAGCUAAGAUUAUGACAUAAGUAGGUAGAAAGCACCCAGUAAAGAGAAUGUUUAUUUGGAUAUUGAACGUGAAAUGAUUUAGACGCCUAGACAACUGCAAAUGCAAAGGCAAUCGAGCGUGAAGGAGAUGCAAAAUAUGCCACUUUGAUUUGUGUAAACUUCCCGUGGGUCUACUUAAGGCACUGUCACGCCCUUUAAACUCAUUAUUUUUUUAAGAGGGCGGAAAAGGAAACAAGAAGAUAUCAAAAUAGAGAGGCUAACCACGACUAUUACGCUAAAACGGCAAAACCUGAACUUCUUGCAAGCUGCUUGCUUUCACUGUUUGUAUAUUUGAGUUAAUUUAUCUAAAUUACACGUAGACGGACAUUUUUCUUAAUUUUGCUAUUAUUUUGAUAAAGAAAUGAAAAGCACAGUGGGAAAACUUGAACCCACUGCCCGUUCCCUAAAUGUGCGUUUUCAAUUUUUAGGCACGAACGUAUAUCAACGUAUAUCGAGUGUUUGAUGAUCAAAUCAGCUGUGUUGCACUUUUAAACCUCUGAAUAAUGCCUUGAUUUUAUGGAGAGAGGUUACAUGCUUGUCACUUCUAGGAGUUAAAGGGUUAAAUAACAAAGCGAGUCAUUCAUUUUAAUUCGAAUAUGAAAGAUUUUUACUACACUAUCAUUUAUGGGAGGAAAACAGGGAACUCGUUUAUUAUGAGCUGGCGAGUCGGUGGCCGAGUCACGAGAUUUAAUUUAAUUUUUCGGAUUAAAACUCAAAGACUUCAGAGGCCUCUGUUGUUUCUUUCCCAGCCUUUUGAUUCCUGCUCACCCUGUGAAUUGAAUAAUGAAGUGACAUUUUGAAUCUUUGAUUUCAUACCACCGUAGUCUCCAUCGCAGGCGUUUGUUCACUCAAAAGAACAACAGCUUUGAAAAACAUCACUUUGACCUAAGAGUUUGAUUUGAAUUUCAGAUGAGCCCGAAGUUGCAAUUGAUGGUAACCAAGAGCAGUUUAUAGCUAAAGGCGAGAGCUUCACGUUGAUCUGUCGGUAUAACGCUUCACCGCCUGUGUCUGAGGUGCAGUGGAUAAAAGAUGGAAAUGUGAUUACCAUAAAUGCCACUGUGACUAACAAUGGAUCAAGAGUUACUAACAUCUUUUAUAAUGAAAGUCUAUCACAGCUUUCAAUCACCUCAGCUUCCUUACAGGAUUCUGGAAAUUACACCUGCAAUGUUACAAAUAAUGUAACUGAUACAACAGAUUCGACGUCGAUUGUUAUUCAAGGUAUGUAUACGAUGUUCAUUACUUCCUGUACAACAUAUCUGCGGCAUUAUUUCUCUCAGUGUUCCUGGUUAAAUUUUUUUGUUCGUUUAAAAUCUUAUCCUUUGGAAGGAAAAGCCAACCCAGCAGUUCUAUGUAAACACAAUUACACGAAUUUAUUUUUGCCACAAAAAAAUUCUCUCGUCAAAAUGAGCAUCAAAUUUGUUUGAUCAGUCAAACAAAAUUUGCCUUGAUUUACGCGUUCAAAAAAUAAUUUAAUUCCUUAUCUCAAUUUCUAGACAACAACCAUUCCUUCCUCAUAUACUAAUAAAAAAUAAAAAAACAAAUUGACACACUGAAAAACCAUUCUGUGUGUGUUCCUCUGAGACCUUACGGUCCUUCCAGAGUCUCAAUAGGGUGUUGGCUUUUACGGCUAAUGGUUAAAAUUUUGGUCAAUUUACGGCUAAACUUUAUUUUCUAUCCACAGUGAUCACCAGAAAUUUUUCAAAGCCUAAUCUUUUUCCGACUAACAAUUAAAAUUUUAUAAUUUUUACGUCUAAGGGCUAAUGCUAUCGGCCGUUAACAAUUGAUCCAUUGAGACCCUCUACUUCUCACAUGUGUUGCAAGUAACAUGUUUGGCCGAAACAUUUUAUUCUCAUGUAAAUAAGAAAAAAAAGCUCACUCAACAUCAUUGGGCGAAAAAAAAAACAAUUGUGCAUGUUUAGACGCCAACUUUCGUUCAUUCAGAGGAGGGAUGGGAAUUAAGUCAUAAAACGCAGUAACCGGCCUAAGUGGAGACCUGCAAGAGAAAAUUUGUAACAUAGUAAUCUGCUUUAGAGCUGACAAGAAGAUUUUACGUUUACGUAUGACCUCUUUGGAUUUUGCAGUGACACCAUCUAUAGAGCAGGACCCAAAAGCCAGUCCGGUCAAAGAGAGAGAAAACUUGACUCUAUUUUGCAACGCUUCUGGGAGCUCUUUGAGAAUAUCAUGGGAAAAAAAUGGAUCUGGUAUAAAUCCCAGUGAAGAUUCGAGAAUCCUUUUGUCAAGAGACAACGUACAGCUGACAAUAGUUAAUGUGAGCAGGAAAGACAACGGAGCCUACCAGUGUGUGGCAAGCAACGAGGUUGAAAGUGCCACCUCCAAGGCUGCCAUAGUAAAUGUUCAAUGUGAGUACAAGUGUGGUUUACGAGCUGUUGCGAAAUGUCAAUUUACUGAAAAGAUAUGUUUGGCCUGAGAAGCGUGUAUAUAUUUAACCUUCAAGGGUAGUUAACCUGUUUUGAAAAUCUUUCUUAACUAUCACUCUAUUGUCGCACAGCAGAGUUCUUCCAAAUCGAACAAGCAGCUGAUUUUCAUGAGGAUUAUUUACUCUCAUUUUGCAUGAUGCCUAGUUUCCCAGAAGUUGUGGUGCUGUACAUGCAUUUCAGGGUUAUGGAUUCGAGUCUUCUUUACGCCCAAUUUUUUUGUAACCGCCGGCUUAAGCUUAGUAAAUGGCAAAGGGUGUUACUUUAUCGGAAGGAAAUAAUCCUUGAAAAGCAGAAUUGUAACCUAUUUGUUGUUUUGUUUGUUGAGAAAAAUUCAAUCACUGUUGUUGAUGAUUGCAGACGUGUUUAUAUAGGCGUUGAUAUUUUGAGUGUUGAAAUAAAAAGGUUGAUUUGUUUUGGUCGCUUAGCUUUUAUUCAAAUCACAGCUGCAUGGUUAUUAAAGGACACAGUCCUUCAUUUGAAGCAGGAAGUGGUGCAAUAUUUUGUGAAAUAUGUUUGAUAUUGCUUCGAAUUGCAAUUCUAAUGUGUGUUUAUUCAUUUUUUUAUGUUUUUUAAUAUAUCAGUUGGGCCUGAAAUCUCCGAACCUCCAAUUGAUACCACGAAAAUAGAAGGACAAACUGUUGUAUUAAGUUGCUUGGUGGCUGGAUACCCUACGCCUGCUGUUGCUUGGACAAAGAAUGACGUCGAAUUGAAUUCAAUAGCAAAUUUACGAUUAAGUGUCUCUUCCAAGAACGGAAAUCACACUUUGAAAAUAACAGAUGUUCAAAAAUCGGAUGCUGGACAAUACAGAUGUGUCGCUAAUAACAGUUUGCAGACCUCUAAGUCAUCUCCUUCGACUCUUACAGUUCAAUGUGAGUUUAAAAGUAUAUUCGAAGCAUUGCAUUACUGAAUGUUUAAUUGUGUCUUCAGCGUUGUUGUCCUCAAAUACCAUAGAUACAGGUUUUUGUAAAGCCAGUCAACCUUUGGUGGUACAUUACUAAGGAUUUUAAAACGGACCAAAAUAAGUUGACAUCUGAGUUUUGGAUGGCGAUUCUGUAAAGAUAUGUGUUGGGCAUUAAAGGAAACAUAUUUUUACAGCAUCGUCAAAUUCACCUUCCAGCUCUAAUAUCCUCCUUUCCUCCUUCUCAGUUCAUCUGUUUAUAAAGGACGUAGCUAAAUUACCGUUAUUCCGUAUUUAACUCUAACUGUAAAAAUUAAAGAAAAAUGAUUUUAUAAAAUUUUAUUAAAUUUCAGUUGCACCAGAGGUGACAAUUGACGGAGAUCAAAUACAUUAUGUAGCCAACAGCACAGAUUUACAGCUCACAUGCAGGUUUCACGCCUUGCCUCCCGCGUCUGAAGUGCAGUGGCUAAAUAAUGGGAAUGUGAUUGCAUCAACCCUCAGCGUUCCCUCAAAUGGGUCAAGAGCGACUAUUUCACAUCAUAAUGAAAGCCAAGCUCAGUUGUUGAUCACCACAGUUUCCUUAGAAGAUGCUGGAAAUUAUAUUUGUAAUGUCACUAAUGUUGUUGGUAGUUCCUCGAAUUGGACAUUGAUUACUGUUCAAGGUAUGCUCCGUUAUGAAUAAACACAAAAAUACAAUUUCCCAAAGCAAUCACUCGGCGUUAGUUAUCUCAUUUAGGAUAAAAAAAUCAGCUACCCAAGAGAUUUUUAGUUUGUUUGUUUGAUCCUCCUCGAUCUUUAUGGUCACGGAGCCUUUUAGUCGUGUAAAAAUCAUAUUCUUUUUAACCCCUCUACUUCAAUUUGACUCAGAAAAUAGCAUAUAUGGAGUCUUUGUGGCAAACACUUUGAAAAACGUCGCACUGAUGUUAAAAUAGUGGCAUCUUUAUUAUUGGUUUAUUCUCCUGCAAAAAGAUAAUAGUGUUUUACAUUCCUACAUUUCAGAUCCCAACUAGUUCUUAGUUAUGUGCUUAGGAACCAGCUCAAGAACACAUAUUUAAACUGUUUGGAUACGGAAAAAAACGAAUGAUAGACAAAUUUCAUAAGUUUAAAAUACUUUCUUGCAUUUCUACAGUGACGCCUGCUAUCGAGACGCACCCACAAGCUGAUCCGGUCAAAGAAGGAGAGAACUUGACUUUCUUUUGCAACGCUACUGGAAGCUCUUUGACAAUAUCAUGGACGAAAAAUAGAUCUUCUAUAAAUCCAAAUGAAGACGUACGGAUCCGUUUGUCAACAGACAAAGAGCAUUUGACAAUAAGGAAUGUGAGCAGGAAAGACAACGGAGCAUACCGGUGUGUGGCGAGCAACAAGGUUGGAAAUGCUACCUCCAACGCUGCCAUAGUGACUGUCCGAUGUGAGUUCAACUAUGGUUUACGACACGACUAAAAAAUAUGGAUCGAUCAAAAUAUAAAUAGCUGUAUACUUAAAAUUCAUCGUUGGUGAAGAAUGUUCAGGAAAGUCGGUUUCAUUUGCUUUCUUAUGUGAUACAGCGCUCUAACCACCAUGUCGCACUACAUUUAGUAAAUUAUGUUUGAUUUCGUAGGAAACAAUUUAUUUUUCAUUAUUUAUAUUGAUAGUUGCCCCUGAAAUCUCCCAAUCUCCAAGGGAUACCACGGAAGUGGAAGGACAAACUGCUGUGUUCAAUUGCGUAGUAGCAGGGUACCCUACACCCGAUGUUGCUUGGAGAAAAAAUGGAGUGGAAUUGAAUGUGGCUGAACAUGCGCGACUUAGAGUCUCUUCCAAUGAUGGAAACCACCGAUUGAUCAUAUCAAAUGUUCAACAAUCGGAUGCAGGACAAUACAAAUGUGUUGCUAAUAACAGUUUGGAUACUGUGACUUCAUCUUCAGCAACCCUAACAGUACAUUGUAAGUCUAACAGUAGUUUUUCUGUGAAACGUGCGAGUGUGGAAAAUUCUUUUAUUUGGUUUGUUGGUUGGUUUUUUUUCUCUAAUUGUUGUCCAUAAGUAAUUCAGGUUAUUAUUUUUACAAACCCUACAAAUCUUUGAGGUUUGCGAAUUUGCUCUGGAUUUGUCUUUAACUAAUCAGUUAAUUAAUUUAAAAAGUUAUUUUGUACUUCGAUGGAUGAAUGUAUAAGUUGGCCACUGGCGCCAAUACAUCAAUAUUAUCCACUGAAAUUUUACUCUGUAAUUGACAUAUUUUCUCUCUUUGCUGCUCCAUUUCUUGUUCUUGUUCCUUCAUAAACCUUUCAGUCCACAUGUAUAGUAUUUUCACAAAUUCGGCAUUAUCCAGAAAACCUCCUAUUAGAAUUUGCAGACUCAUAACUUCUAGUGUAUGAUUUUCAUAUGAUACCAAUUAUGCUCGGAAAGUUAUAUCAUCUAUACACAUAAGAUAAAAAAUAAAUAAAUAAAAGCCCAUGAUGAUGAUACAAUUACAAUCAUUAAAUUACAUUUUAGUUGAUCCAGAAGUUACAAUUGAUGGUGAUAAAGAGAAGAUUGUGGCUAAGGGCGACGAUAUCAAGGUAACAUGUCGGCACAAGGCCCUACCGCCUGUGACUGAUGUGCAAUGGAUAAAAGAUGGAGAGGUGAUUUCAACAAACUCAACGAAAGUGAUCAACAACUCCCGAUUGAAUAUUCUGCACUUCAAUGAGAGCCUAAUACAGUUGUCGAUCAGCCCAGCUAUCGUGGCUGAUAGUGGGAAUUACACUUGCAAUGUCACAAAUAUGGUUAAUAGUUCAUCAGACUCGACAUCUAUCAUUGUGGAAGGUGUGUAAGAGCUGUUGACAAAUUCUCAUUUACCCGUGUUCUCGGGUAGGACAGCCAUAAGCUGAGAUUUCUCCUCACAGACAACGAAGAAAUGAAGACAGUUUUUAAGGUCUAAGUAAAAGAAUGUGACAUCACCGGCUACCGAUAGCAAGAUUUCGCAUGAGGCUCAAGGGCUGUCUAUAAAAUGCAUAUUAAGGAGAUAAGCAGCAGCGGCUGCUCCGUUCGUUUAUCUUUAAAUAUUCACUGCGUACGCAGGUGUGCGCAAGAAUACCGCGUUACUUUAUUGGUAACGGGGACUUCUUGAUAUGUGCUGGGACAUCCCAAUUUUUAAUGAGAUAGAUUAUAAGCUACUCUCAGAGAUGGUUACAACCUUUUGGAAGUCCCAAUAAUCAUUGCCUGUAACCGUUUCCGUUGCCCACAAAACUUUUUAAAAAAUAUUUAAGAUGAAGGAUGUUUUUUUUCUUCUAUUCUGUGUGACAAAUUGUAAUUUGACCCAGCACCGGGGCAUGGGUGAAUAUGCAUAAUGUACACCUUAUAAAAGUAAAAGUAUUUUACUUUAGGUUUAAUCAGAGCAGAAAUGUUGCUAUUUCUUUUAAUUUUUCCAGGGUUGCAUAAUCUUAAAGCACCUCGUGACUUCCUAUGAAGUCUAUGAGAAAUUUCUUCAAUGAUUAAUGUAGCGGAAAUGUAGACUGUUUACAACAUUGAAAACAUAGUGGAGUGCUUCAGACUUAGUUUCUUUUCUGUUUUCCCUAAUACAGUAAAGCCUUCCAUCAUUACUCAGCCAAACAAUGUGACUGCUGAAGAAGGAGUCACCGUCAAGUUGUAUUGCAACGCUACAGGAAGCCCUAUACUGCACAUAUCCUGGACGUUUGAUGGAUCUGUCAUAACAGCAGACGAGAACUCCAGGAUCAGUUUGUCCAACGACUCUCAAGAAUUGACAAUAACAAAUGUGAAAAGAGGAGACAGUGGAGAUUACCGAUGUUUAGUGAAAAAUAGGGUUGGAAAUGACACUUCUGGCCGCUCUGUGAUAAACGUGCUUUGUAAGUACAGAAUAAGUUUGCUUUUCUAAGUCAUGAAAUCGUACUAUAGUCGAGCUAUACCCAAUCUCAAAGACCUAACUUUUUUUAGCGUUAUCGAUAAGGUAUAGACCAACUUCGGGUCAAGAGAAAUGUAGUUGAACGAAAAAAAUUAAAUAAAUAAACAGAAUUGGGUGUAAUAGAAAUUUCCGGGUUGUGUUACAACAUUCUAAAAUGGGGGUCCAAAAAGUCUCUCGUAAUCCUAGAGAUGGAAAGACAAUUACCUGCAUUACCUUUUACAAAUCAGAUACGUUGCCUUUAGAAGCCAGAUAGGGCCUGGUUCUGUUUGAGUGAACGACAAGCUGUUUCUAGUUUACCCAUUAAAUAAGAUAGAUCUCUUAAAUAAGAUAUAUCUCUCUCAGGAAUGUAUGAACGAACUGGCAGAAGAAGAGAGUGGGCUUUUCUAGUAAUUCUUUGGAAUUCUCUUGCUUAAAGGAACGUUUAGCGAUUUAUUUGUCACAAAAAAAAAGGAAUGAAAAAAUUAUUUGAUCGAUUGUAGAACUGCUUAAGGUUAUGCUUCUGGUUUAUUUAUCUAUUCUUUUUAGUAAUAAUUUUUUUUUUUAAUAGAUCGGCCUGAAAUUAUUACGCAUCCUAAGAACUUUACAAUAGAAGAAGGACUCCCCAUGACCUUAUUUUGUAACGCGACCGGAAAUCCACCACCAACACUAUCAUGGACCAAAGAUGGAUCUCCUUUAAAUGACACCCAAGCGAUAACUUUUUCAGGAGACAACGAGACACUGUUUAUUGCGAGUAUUAACAGAUCGGAAAGCGGAAAUUACAGAUGUGUUGCCAGGAACGGCCUUGGAAAUGAUCUCUCAAAUCCUGCAAAAGUCGACGUACAGUGUAAGUGCUCCAGUAAUUCUUUUCUGUUUUACCUAAUUUGGAAGGAGAAAUUCUGUACAGUUAAUAGGAUUUAAAAGGUAUUUGGCACAAAUGAAUGUGAAGGGGGAAGCAGCGAUGGGUUCCGCGGAGUUGAAAGCAACAACCUUAGGAAUCACCAUUCAAAUCUUAAACUGAGUUAAUGUCAAGUAUAAAUCACAACGACCACAAACGUUUACUCAUGAGAACUGAACACUAAGAAAAUUUAUGAUGCCAUUGGUGUCGCAACUUAUGCAAAAAAACAAAAUGUUUAUCUUUGUGUUUCGAAUUUUUCACAAAAAUUUUGCAAACUUUGAAAAUGGAAAUUAGUUGUCCAGGACCGAAAGUUGAAUGUACGCGCCCAGUAUUCGUAAACACAUAUCUGGCUUGUUAUUUCAAUUCCCUGUUGCGUAAUUUUUUUUCUCGUUUGGUCCCGUAUUUGGGUAAUUUCCGGCAAUUUCUUGGUCGGUUGUAGUGCCAUCAAUCUUGUCAGCUUCAUCUGAAUGUCGACAAGGACGGCAUAGAUGUUAGAACUUUUCGUUAAACAUCGCUCAUUAUCACUCAUGACAAAGCAUUCCUAGGUCCUAGCAGAAAUAACAAAUCACGUUUUCUCAUUUAUCGUUAGUUAGAUGAUGAAAUAUACACAAGAUAAGUAUGAAAAAAAGAGUACUAAGAAUUGAAAUAACCCUAUAGUCUUUCACUGGUAAAAAGUCAUGUUUUGAAAAAACUAAAAAAAUGGAAAAAAUGACGAGGACUUUGAGAUAUGCAAAGGAAUAAGCCGGUAGCUUGUGAUAUUCACUGAUUUGAGUUAACAGAGCGUAACACUUAUGUUUUUAAAUUCCAAGUUGCACCUGAAAUCGUGGAAAAUCCGAAGGAUGUCACCAUAGUUGAGGGAGAAGAUGUUGUGUUUAGUUGCACGGUAGAUGGAAAUCCUUCACCAAGAGUCACUUGGACGAAGAACGAGGAAAAACUGAACACAACAACAAAUCUACAACUAACAGCGUCGUCACUGAACAACAAUAACAGUUUGACAAUCAGAGAUGUUCAUCGAUCGGAUUCGGGACAAUACAGAUGUGUGAUUAUUAAUAGUGUUGGCAACAUAACAUCAUCUCCAGGAGAUCUAAAUGUACAAUGUAAGUAACUUACAAAAUCCCUUUAUCGUUAAAAAUAACUACAGUUGGUUUGGAUCAGUUGUUUUUAAAACGUAAUUGUUUUGGUAUUUCAACCUCUUCACAUUAGUGAAAACACAAAGGAGUUGCUAUUUUUUACGUCACGCACGUUCUCGAAUUUUCUUUGUGAUGAUAUUGCUUUUGUAACCUUAGAAAUGAUUAACAGAGCUUAGCCAUUUUUUGGCUGAUUCUUUCUUCUUCCUCCUUUAAUAAGAAAAAAAUCCCCGACUAUUGCGACUUACGGAAGUCGAAAGCGGUCUUUUUUAAAAGAGGAAAGACAAUUUUUGACUUGUAUGGUAAUAUAGAGCAGACAAGUUUAUUAUUAGUUAUUUUAAGGUCGUGACCUAAUCAACCGCAGCAAAAUUUUCAGUGGAUCUUCUUAGGGGGGUAGGGUACGAUCAAAUAUUCUAAACAGCGGCUUCGAUCGUACUGUGCUUCCUAACUAUGGACGAAUUUCAAGCCGGAACUUUUACGUUCAGAGAACGUCUCUAUCAUUGGUUCUUCGUCAUUCUGCUGUUAGUAUCUUAUUCAUCAGGCCAAGGAGGUAAAAGUGAUUUUUCUUCUUUUGAAGACAGAAGUGUUUGUAAGAUUUGGAAGCGGAAAUCAUUUACGUUGACUUAACCUAUUCUGUGUACGAGGUGUUUGCUCCGGCCGCGCAUUGAAUUUUCGCGUUAAAUACUAACGUAAUGAUGGGAAUUAAUUCUCUUAUGUGUGAGAGAAGAAGCUUUUUAAGUUAAAUUUGUUGAAAUGCAAAGUUUUGGUCGAUUUUCUUCGGCAUAAUAUUUCGAUAUUGCAAUUUAAUUCGAAUGUUUCGUUUUUCUUGUGUAAUUAUGGCUUCGACAUAAAUCCGCCUCAACAAAGUUUAAUCGAAUUCAUUGCUUUACUCACCAAACGUAAACUUCGUUUGCAUAACGGAGAUACCAAAAAAUUCGCAAACUUUAGUACAUACAAGCUAUUUUACACACAGGUGCCAGUUAAACACCAAUUAUGACUCGAAAGUAUUUCGAAUAUUUUUAAACUAUUUGCACUUCCUCUUGAUUUGGGUUACGCAUAUGUUACGUGGAUAAUUUUCCUCGAUGGGACGUGACUGGUGACUUUAUUUUGAAAAUAUAAGUUGCCAUCGAGCGUUGGUGUUCUGAAACAACUAUAUUUAGCGGCUGGUUUGUUUAUAAACGACCUUGGAACACGCAACGCAAAUUGGAACUGUUUCUCGUUCAUAGUUCCACUGUCAAGUUGAGGAAGUUAUUAUCUGUAGUUGUUCUGUCUUUCCUCUCAAAGCGCUAGAUUUAAUAGCAGCACUGUAUACCCUUUAACUGAUAGACUGGGGAACGAUCACCCAGUUGUCUGACAGCCUGAGUGUCUGUCACCGUCAUUUACUUGGCAAUAUUUAUCAUCAUGCAGUUGGUCGGUAAUGGCUUUCAAAACAUGGCCAGAAGUCGGUAAAAAUCAGAAAUUGUUAGUUUUUUCACCUCUCCACAACAAUUCUUUAGCCUCUUGAUGCCAAAAUGGUAGUUUUGUUCGAACAGUACAUGCUCAAUUCUCUUUGGAAUGGAUCACUUUUAAAGAUUGUAAACUUGGCAACUGUUCAUACACUGAGUUAGAGUCAGUUAAUUAUCAAUCCUCAACGUCUGUGAUGUUGUGAGAAAUCACUUUGUAAUAAGUUCAAACAAGAUCAGCAUCAAGUUUUUAUUUUUGUGUUCUAAAAUUAUCUUUUCAAUGUAGUAGUGCUUGUUGAGAGAAAAUUAAGUACAUGAUUUUCAUAACUCUCUUUUGCCAAUUAAUUUGUUAUUAACAUUUAUGUGCCUGUGCCUGUGCUCAUAUCAGCUAUACACUGGUAGGUGAGGAUAUUUCCAUUGAGAUCAAAAAUGGUGGUCCUUGUGCAAGCUUUUUGAUUCUUAAUCACAACAGCUAAUCAACAGUCCAACAGAGUUGUGAAAUACUUGUCUUGAUCUGAAAUAGAUUUUAACUUUUGUCAGUUUGAGAUUUUUCUGUCUCGAUACUAUAACAAUCUCUGGAGAACACUGCAAAAGGCUUUGUUAACCCUUUAACCCCUAAGAGUGACCAGCAUCUAAUUUCUCCUUACAAUAUCACCCUUGAAUCAAACAUUAAGGUCAUGAGAAUAGACAGGAAAUGAUCAUCAACAGAAGCAGCUCUUGAUUAUCAAACAAAUUCUCUUUGUCAGCACCUUGGGAAACGUACAGUGAAUAGUGUGGAGAAUAUGUAUACUGAUGUUAGGAGGUAAAGGGUUAAAGCCUAAUACUAUGAGGGGAACAAAUGGAGGUGCAGGAGGGGAGGGGGGAGAAAGGGGAGGGCCUGGAUCCUGUUGCAUGUACAAAUUUUAGAAUUUUUCAAGUGUUAUCUAUACUUUAAACAGUGUUUAGUGCAAUACAUUACUUCAAAUUAAAUUGCUAUGGAAUUCAUGCAAUAGGUAUUACUUUUGGGUAUGCUAACAUGUCAGAUAUAAACCCUUUACCACCCUCUACUCUCUUGCUGCUUGUGAUGAAACAAAAUUUAAUGCAUUUGUAAUUUGGGGUUAUUGCAUUUGUACAAAUAAGACUGGUCAGUCUAUAAAACAAAUACAGAUGUUCAUUGGUUGUGGUCCAACCUAUCAUGCAUUACAUAACUGCAAGGUCACUUCAUUCCUUCAAAGAAAGAGCUGAAGGCCAUAUAUCGCAAAAAAAUUAGGAGAGGUUAUUACAAUAAGUGAAGACUGGAGAGGAAAAAAUUUCCAUGGAGGUAGGCUCAAACCACAAAGGCUGACCUUUACAAGAGAUCACCAUAUGAAGGAAUCCUAGAUGAAACUAAGCCAUUUCUCUGGAUGAAGCUGAAAUAAAUUUAAAUCAGUAUUUAGUUAUAAGUAUUUUCAUGGCCUUAUUGAAUGCUACACUUACUAUAUAUAUCAAAAUUUCCUUAUUAUACUCAGACAUCUUCUCUUUUUUCCAGUUCCUCCUGAAUUUAUCAGCAGCCCACAGAAUGUGACAGUAAUAGAAGAGCAAAAUGUUAACUUAACUCUGAACUGCACAGUUAAUGGAAAUCCUACACCAGAUGUGAAAUGGACUAAAGAUGGAAUUGAUAUAUCAGAAAAUCAAAGGAUUAUUGUUUCUGACUUUAAGGGAAACACUUCAAGUUUGACAAUUACCAAUAUUGUGCGAGGAGAUGAAGGCCAAUAUAGAUGUGUGGCAAAUAACAGUGUAAAUACCACCACUUCAGCUCCAGGAAAACUGACAGUCAACUGUGAGUAUUAUUUUUCAGACUGA